Messenger RNA from Dentiscutata erythropus, 348 nucleotides. Lineage: Eukaryota; Fungi; Glomeromycota; Glomeromycetes; Diversisporales; Gigasporaceae. The record is from the annotation of a GenBank genome assembly.
AUGGCAAAUAACAUAAUAAUGAAUAAAGCAUCUAAUCAAUUAAAUCAAGCAUCUGAUCGAUUUAAUUCCACUUCUGAAUUGAAUAUAAACUACAUGAUUAUAUCGAAGAACAAAAAUAUAGGUUUAAAUUAUGAAUCAGUAGAUAAGAUAGAGAAUUAUAAAGAUAAAAAAUACACUAUUGAUGAAAAGAAUUAUACCAUUGAUGAAUUUCUUGAAUACCUUUCAGAACAAAUCAAAUUUUCAUAUAUUCUUGAAUUACAAAAAGACAUUAAAGAUUUAGAAAUUUUUCAUUUAAAAAAGGAGUUUGGAGAGUAUUAUGAUGGCAUCCAUGGUAUUCGUGUUUAUUGA